UCAAAAUAAAAACACUCGUUUGGACAGUUUAUUAAAUAAAUCUUAAUAGUUCAGACGCGAUUUUUAUAAUAAAAGUAUGUCACAGUUCCGAAAAAAUGAAAAUACAUUCAACAAGGGAAUGUCAUCAGCUUCUCAGCGAUCGAAAUCCAAGACCAGAUUCGAAAAUGUCAUUCCUAAAACAAAUUCAGGCUAUCAUGUUGGAAAAAUGAUGGAGGAUUUCGAUAUCAUCCAAAGAAACUUCCACUUCAAACCUGAUGAGAUUUUUCCUAGGAUCAAAAUAUCAUUGCUUGUAUCUUUAAUUUGUGAAAGUGUAUAUCUUGAAUCUGAAUCUCAUCAAGCAAAGAAUGAAGAAGAGUUGGAAGAAGCAGCUGCUGUUACGACAAAGUCUACUCUUUCUUCAUACAGAACAUAUCCAGAUAAUGAUGAUGAAGAUAAAAAGGAAAGCCAGAGGCCAUACAUCCUUCUUGAUGUGAGAGAUGUUGAUGAAUACAACAAAAAUCACAUAAUCACGGCUGAUAACUAUCCUAAAAGUCUACUCUCUCGCGCUAAUUAUGAAACAUCUUCUCUUCUGAAAUAUAAAAAUCAUCCUGAGCACAUUAUAGUAGUGUAUGACGAAGAUGAAAUACUAGCACCCCAAGUGGCUACAACUCUAAUGGAACGAGGUUACGAAAAUGUGUUUAUGCUCAGUGGCGGAUUAAAGGUGGCCAAACAUUGUUUCCCGCAUUCAUUGGUUGUGACUUCAGGAAUAACUAUGAGCGUGGAAACUAGUCAAAUAUUAACAGCACAGCUGCAACAAAUGAGCUUCCGUUAUCGUAAAUGAUUCAUACAAACAAUAUCAUAGAUGCUCUUGGCUUCAAACUCAGCAUGUCUAGGAUCUCCUACAAACGCAAAGCUAAUUUUAGAAAUUUAAUAUUUCAAUUGUCUUCAAAAGAAAACUUUGUAAAUAUUUGUGCCUGAUUUAUUGUUUAUGCUUAAUCAGCUUCACAUAUUGCUCACUUGUAUCUGUAUAACAAGAUAAAUUUAUAUUCACCUAUGCCACAAUACAAGAAAUGUGUUAGGUUUA
Daphnia pulex (common water flea) is the source of this 1063-nucleotide messenger RNA. RefSeq names its product centrosomal protein of 41 kDa B-like. Lineage: Eukaryota; Metazoa; Arthropoda; Branchiopoda; Diplostraca; Daphniidae. The transcript is spliced from 5 exons. The record is from RefSeq and is a predicted model, not a curated record. Bases 77 to 820 code for a protein of 247 amino acids. Gene Ontology annotation, cellular component: ciliary basal body. Gene Ontology annotation, biological process: cilium assembly; protein polyglutamylation.